This is a messenger RNA of Anoplophora glabripennis (Asian longhorned beetle), 2308 nucleotides long. RefSeq names its product ADP-ribosylation factor-binding protein GGA1 (gene Gga). Bases 66 to 2060 code for a protein of 664 amino acids. Gene Ontology annotation, biological process: vesicle-mediated transport; intracellular protein transport. Gene Ontology annotation, molecular function: ubiquitin binding; small GTPase binding; phosphatidylinositol binding. Gene Ontology annotation, cellular component: trans-Golgi network. The transcript is spliced from 7 exons. The record is from RefSeq and is a predicted model, not a curated record. Lineage: Eukaryota; Metazoa; Arthropoda; Insecta; Coleoptera; Cerambycidae.
GUAGCGUGAAUACAGUGAUAAAUAAUUUAAUAAGAGGAAAGUAAUACCUUGAUUUAAUUAUAAAAAUGGAUCUUGUUACUCAAACAAGCCUAGAAGCUCUACUACUUAAAGCCACAAAUUCAAAAAAUCUUAAUUUCGAUACUGCCGCAGUAGAAGCUUUUUGCACAUUAAUUAACAAAGAACGAGAUGGGGCUCAUAUCGGUGUUAAAGUUAUCGCAGCAAAACUUCCGUCUGGCAAUGAAAAAGAAGUGUUGCAAACAUUAAAUGUUUUGGAUACCUGUAUGAGCAAGUGCGGAAGUCACUUCCAGAAUGAAGUAGGAAAAUUUAGAUUUUUAAAUGAAAUGAUUAAGCUAGUAUCUCCAAAGUACUUAGGAUCUCAGACACCUCUUACGGUAAAACAGAAAGUUUUGCAGUUAUUGUAUGUGUGGACAUUAGAUUACCCCAAAGAAACGAAAAUCAAAGAAGCGUUCGAUAUGUUAAGGAAACAGGGUGUUAUAAGGGAAAUACCAAAUCCCAACGUGCCAUCUUAUGAACCUGUUAACGUACCAAAGAGGAAGUUGACGAGCUCGGUUUUUCAGGACGAAGAAAAAUCGAAAAUAUUGCAAAAGUUAUUGCAGAGCAAGGAUCCUGAAGAUGUUCAAGCUGCCAACUGGUUAAUAAAGAGUAUGGUGAAAGAGGAUGACAAAAGGGCAGAACUGAAAAGUAAAAGAAUAUCAGAAUUGGAAUCCGUUCAAAAUAACGUAAGACUACUAAACGAAAUGUUGGAUUCUUAUAAACCGGGUAUAUCUUCGUCGGCAGAACUGGAUCUUAUCAAAGAGCUGUAUCAGAACUGUGAACGAUUAAGACCUACGAUUAACAAACUAGCACUCGAAACCCAUCAUAGUGAAGGGAUGCUAGGUGACGUGCUGGAAACGAGCGACGAACUAUCGUCCGCUUUUAACAAAUACAACUUAGUAAUCCUCAAGGGACAAACUUCUUCGCGACAUUCCAGUCAGGACGUUUUGUUGAAUUUCGACGCUGUUGAUAUAAAUUCUGCAAACGUUGCCUGUAAGGUACCAACCGUGAAGGAUGGAACAGAAAAUUCCAAAUCGUCCGUUGACGUUCUUUGUGAUAUUUUCACCGCUUCUAACAUUCCAGAUGCCGGAGAAGUUUUACAGCCCAUAUCAGUAUUAAAAUGUGAUAAAACAAGUGUGUGCGACGAUGACAAAGAAAAACAAAACAAAUUUAAGGCAUUAGAAGAGCUAGAUGUGUUGGGGGAACACUUGUUGAAAGAAAACUUGCAGACCGCCAGACUAAGCAGUUUUAACAAAAACUGCCAAGACAAAAUACCGAUGAAUCUCCUCAGUAAAAUCUCCGAAGCCAAACAUAAUCAGACGGCGACAAUUAAAGAAAACGAAUCUCUCAGUUUAGAUCUGAAUUAUUUGAUUAAAAUGAAAACUGAAAACGGCGACCCGAGUAUUAAAUCCGACAAGUCGAAAAGCACUCAAGAUUCCGGAGACGAUUUUCUCGUUGAUAUAAGCGACGAGAAGAUGUUGGAAGUCGAGAAGACGCCCGAUGCGGAAUCCUUGAAUAUUCCUGCAAGUACCGAAACCAAAGAUAAAAACGAAACUGACGUAAAAACGGAGAAGAACAGGAAAUGUGAUAUAAAGUUAAACGACGUGUGCGUGAAGCUCGAAAACGUCAAACCCAGCAGUUUUCCUCCGAUGAAGAUAUUGGACGAAAAGAAUGGCAUAAGCGUAACCCUCCACCUUGCAAAGGACAAGCCCAAAGAAGGAGUUAACGUGUACGUUAUCACGACGGUCAGCAGAAAUGAGUUACCAUUGAGCAAUUAUUUAUUCCAAGCCGUCGUGCCUAAGACUUGCAAACUCAAACUGCAGCCUCCAUCGGUGACGGACCUUCCAGCAUUCAACCCCUUUCUACCGCCAUCCGCAAUCACCCAGAUCAUGUUGAUAGCCAAUCCCGAGAAUGUACAAAUAUCGUUGAGGUUUAUAAUAAGUUACGUAAUGGACGACGACACGAUCACGGAAAUGGGAGAGGUCGAUAGUUUGCCUACGGUGUAGGUAUAACGUUUCAUGUUGUUAUAAAUCAGUAUUAAAGCCUAGACGUGGCUAUAUUAUGACACGAAAAGCUUAUCUAAACGUUCGUUCUGCUGAGACGAACAAAUCGUUCUCAGUAAGGUUUUAAAUAAAAUGUUCCUGGUGCAUAAAGUAACUUGUUUGGGUUUUGAUGUUACGAAAUAUGUGUUACAGCGUUUACUUAUUAGACUGCUGCAGAGUACCUAGUAAAUAUUAAAUAAGUUCAGUUGGUU